Messenger RNA from Anolis sagrei ordinatus, 1065 nucleotides. Its product is annotated as dual specificity protein phosphatase 13B-like. Gene Ontology annotation, cellular component: cytoplasm. Lineage: Eukaryota; Metazoa; Chordata; Lepidosauria; Squamata; Anolidae. The record is from RefSeq and is a predicted model, not a curated record. Gene Ontology annotation, biological process: negative regulation of MAPK cascade; protein dephosphorylation. Gene Ontology annotation, molecular function: MAP kinase phosphatase activity; protein tyrosine/serine/threonine phosphatase activity.
UCUGUUUAUCCCAAGCCAACAAGUGGGUUGGACAUUGGUGGCUAAGAAAAGAAACCAAGCAAGAAGGACUGGAGAGGCAGGCUGCCUUAUCCUUGCGGCUGAAACAAGGAAGGAGUCAGAGGAGAAUUCAAGGGCCUUAUAGAAGACAGGAAAAAGAUAAAAAGGUACCAGAAAGACCAUAUGUUGAGUGCAUGAAACCAGAAAGAAGUUAUGAUCCACGCAGAGAACCAUAGCUCAGAAAGCAGACACCAUUACGAGACACCCGCCCUCUCUGAAUUACAAAGGCUGGUAUGGAAUAGAGGAGGAUCUGACAAUCAUGUGGAUCAAGUUUGGCCAAACAUCUACCUUGGAGAUGCAUGGGCAGCUCGGAGUAAAAGAAUCAUUCAGAGCCUUGGCGUUACUCACAUCCUCAAUGCAGCAGAUGGGCCGUACAACAUCAACACUGGAGCUCGCUAUUACAGGGACCUGCCAGUGCAAUACUAUGGGGUCCAGGCAUUUGAUGACACCUCGUUUGAUAUAAGCAUCUUCUUCUAUGACGCUGCUGAUUUCAUACAUAAGGCCUUAAACACUGAAGGAGGCAAGGUGUUUGUCCAUUGCGCAAUGGGGUUAAGCCGCUCAGCGACCUUAGUGCUGGCUUAUUUGAUGAUCUAUGAAAACCUGACCCUAGUGGAGGCUUUGAAAGCAGUUGAUUCACACAGAGGCAUUUGCCCAAACACAGGGUUCCUCAGCCAACUCCGCGCUUUGGACCUCAAAUUAAAUAAUGAGAAGUGAAAUGAUACAGCAUUUCGGGACAAAGGUAGCAAACCAAAAUUGCAAAGAUAGGUAGCGCAGCUACAGUACUUCGUUACAAAAUCAUAACUGAAGCAGCAAAACCGUACCUUUUUCAAACUGUUCACUUUUAUGUAUACUCCAUUCAUUUAAUCUAAUCCUGAAAUGUGGUACACAAUAGCUCAUAACUAGAUUACGCCAUUCACCUUCAAUUUGUGAGGCGCAAUGCACACCCAGCUCUUUCCAGAUAAGCCAUACUUGUUGCACCGUUGUCGCUAUCUUUUCAAUUAAAAAAGG